AACAAACACACCACGCCCACACGAGAGAACUGUGACUCUUCAAGGUCUCCAAUCAUGGUUGAAAAGUGUGCGAAAUGCCACAAGCAUAUCGAAGGGACCAUAGUUACGGCUAUGAACAAAAAGUGGCACAGCGAAUGCUUCGUUUGCACUGGGUGUCAUUCUCCUCUGGCCGGCCAGUCCUUCCACAACAAAGACGGCUCCCCUUACUGCAUUAAAUGUCGACAGGAAAAGUUUGAUCCAACAUGCGAUGUAAGUCAUUACACCACAAUAUAUCUCAUUUUAAAGCCACCUCUUAAAUUUAAUGCCCCUCUACCUUAUAUAUAUAUAAAUUUCAUUUCACAGAAAUGCGGUAAGAAGAUUGACCCAACAGUGAAGUACACAAUUUAUCAGGACAAAUCGUUCCAUCGUGAAUGCUUCACUUGCUCGGAGUGCAACCAGCCAAUAGAGGGCAAGAAAUUCGUCAUCAAAGAUGGAAAGUACUGCUGCGCUGAUCACCUUAAGUAA
Rodentolepis nana is the source of this 504-nucleotide messenger RNA. The record is from the annotation of a GenBank genome assembly. Lineage: Eukaryota; Metazoa; Platyhelminthes; Cestoda; Cyclophyllidea; Hymenolepididae.